UAAAAAUGGAUAGAAUUGGUUUGAUUGAGGUACCAAGUCCCGGAGGUCCUCCUAUUCGAACAAGAAAUGCAGGACAGGGGUUUCUAGGGUUAGGGUUUAUGUUUGUCCGGGGAGAUUGAUUCUGCCAAUAAAAUUACAUUCUUGUUUCCCUUAGCAUCAAACGAUCAGCGAUAGGAUCAGACCUCUUUACCAUAGCAGGUGUUGCAACACAUCUUCUCUGCAAUUAACCUUAUUCCGAUUCCUUGAUUCCAAGUGAUGGAAGAUAGAAUCAGUAAUUUGCCAGAUGCAGUACUUUGCCACAUCCUCUCUUUCCUCCCCACAAAACAGUCAAUCGUCACAAGCAUUCUCUCGAAAAGAUGGAAGGCUCUCUGGCGCUCAGUUCCCGCUCUCCACUUCGAAGAAAGCCUCAUGGACAACAACAACGACAUAGAGACCCAUGCACGCUUCGUUCAGUCGGUGUACGCAUUCACCCUCUCCCGUGACAUGGACCAACCCUUCCGAAGAUUCCACCUCGUUUCUCGCUCUUUCCUUUGCAACCCUGUCAACGUCAUCGCCUGGGUCAGUGCCGCAUUGCAGCGAAGAGUCGAAAACCUCUGCCUCAGUCUCACUCCUUUGACUAAGAUGGUGUUGCCCUCUGCGCUUUUCAGCUGCAAAACCCUUGUUGUGCUCAAACUCAUUGGGGGCUUGAAUAGGAACCCUUUUCCGUUGGAUUUUAAAUCCGUUGAUCUUCCCUUACUAACAACCCUGCAUUUGCAAUCAUUUAUACUGGAGCGUAGGGAUAUGGCCGAGCUUCUUCGCGGGAGUCCGAAUCUCGAGUACUUGUUUGUUGGCCAUAUGUAUUUUAGUGGCCCUGAAGCAAGGUUUGAAAGAUUGCCCAAGUUGCUUAGAGCCACCAUUGCGUUUGGCCAUGUUCCGUUGGAAGUUGUUAAUAAUGUUCAGUUUCUGCGCAUAGAUUGGAUGGAGCACAAAGAGGAAGCCAACUUGAUUCCCGAGUUUCAAAAUUUAACACACCUCGAAUUGGGCUAUUCGGAGUGUACUAGGGAUUGGGUUGAUGUGUUAGAAGUGAUCCAGCGUUGCCCCAAUCUUCAAAUUCUUGACAUUGACAUGGGGAGUAUUGACAUGACUACUAGAGACGAUGAAGGAGCAGAUUGGCCAUUCCCACGAUCUGUCCCUUCAUCCAUUUCAUUACACCUUAAAACAUGUUUUAUCAGAUGUUAUGGAGGCUCAAAAGGUGAGCUUCGGUUUGCAAGAUAUAUUAUGCGGAAUGCAAGGCAUUUACGUACCAUGAAAAUCUCCACUUAUGCAAGUCGACAGCAGAAGUUUAAUAUGUUAAAAAAGUUAUCCUUGUGCCCAAGGCGUUCUAGAAUUUGUAAACUUUCAUUUAAAUCAUUUAAAUAUAUUUGUAAGUUCAAUCAAACUUUGUACAUUGUGUGGAAUUGUUUCUUUAAAUUUUGGUGUAAUGGAAAGCCACCACCAGAAAACAACAGAAAGUGCAAGCAUAAAAUGUCUCCAAUGGUGGAUAGGAUUAGCUCUUUGCCAGACACACUACUGUGUCACAUUCUCUCCUUUUUGCCGACCAAAGAAGCUAUUGCCACUACAAGUCUUCUGUCUAAGAGGUGGAGCCCUCUGUGGCUCUCAGUCUCCACUCUUCGCUUCAACGACCAAUGCUAUCUGCAAAACAAAGACACCUAUUUUCGUUUUCUUCAAUUGGUCUACACAGUUAUGCUCUCGCGAGAUGUGGCACAACCCAUCCAAAGGUUUUACCUUGCAUGCAUGUCUUCACUUUGUGACACUUCAAUGGUCAACACAUGGGUUACGACCGUAAUUCAACGCAAAGUUCAGCGUCUCGAACUUUCUCUGCCUUCUACCAUCAACUUGCCAUGUUGCAUUCUCACUAGCACAACCCUUGUGGUUCUCAAGUUGAGUGGUUUAACUGUGAACCGUGUUUCUUCUUCUCCUGUUGAUCUUCCUUCGCUUAAAGCACUUCACUUGAGAAGGGUUCAUUUCCUUGAACUUAGAUGGCUUCUUCAGAUUCUGUCUGCAUGUCCACUUCUUGAGGACUUGCUCAUAAGAUCUUUGCAUGUUACUAACUUUUCCAGUGAUGAGCAGUUAAAAAGGUUACCAAAAUUGGUCAGAGCAGAUAUUUCUGAUUCGUUUAUAUAUAUUCCUUUGACAGGGUUUUAUCAUGUGGAGUUUCUUCGAACUGAAGUGGCAUGGAAUUUAUUUUUCGAUAAGAAUCACACUUUUUUCAAUUUAAGCUACUUGGAGCUUAAGUUCAUCUGUCAGUUCCAUGACUGGGAUUGGUUAAUUAAAUUGCUUCAUCAAUGCCCCAAUCUUCAGAUUCUUGUAAUUGACAAGGAAAAUGGUUUCACCAAAACAAGUGUGGACGAAAAUUGGGUAUAUCCACGAUUUGUUCCCAAAGGCCUUUCAUCAAAACUUAAAAGAUGCUGUGUCAGAAAUUAUGAAGGACAGGAAGGUGAGCUUCAAUUUGCAAGAUAUAUUAUGCAGAAUGCAAGAGUUUUAGGCGCCUUGACCAUUUGUAGUACCACUUCCUCAAAUCCAGAGGCAAAACUCCAAAUGAUUAAAAAGUUAUCAACUUGUCCAAGGAUUUCAGUUACCUGUGAACUUUCCUUUGAAUGAAAUUGGAUAGGUUUUCCUAAGUAGCAGUAAUUAGUGGGCGUGCAUGCUUUUUGAUUAGUUCUUCAUGCACCAGUGUUGGGUUUUGAAGGACUUGAACUUUGUCCUAUGCACAAGUUUAAUCUACAAUGCAUAUAUAAAAGAAAAGCUCUUGUUGUUGUAAAUCUUGUUUAA
This is a messenger RNA of Glycine soja, 2811 nucleotides long. Its product is annotated as F-box/FBD/LRR-repeat protein At4g00160-like. The record is from RefSeq and is a predicted model, not a curated record. The transcript has 7 exons. Gene Ontology annotation, molecular function: protein binding. Lineage: Eukaryota; Viridiplantae; Streptophyta; Magnoliopsida; Fabales; Fabaceae. Bases 256 to 2640 code for a protein of 794 amino acids.